Manihot esculenta (cassava) is the source of this 1165-nucleotide messenger RNA. RefSeq names its product abscisic acid receptor PYL9. Gene Ontology annotation, molecular function: signaling receptor activity; protein phosphatase inhibitor activity; abscisic acid binding. Gene Ontology annotation, biological process: abscisic acid-activated signaling pathway. Lineage: Eukaryota; Viridiplantae; Streptophyta; Magnoliopsida; Malpighiales; Euphorbiaceae. Gene Ontology annotation, cellular component: cytoplasm; nucleus. The record is from RefSeq and is a predicted model, not a curated record. Bases 170 to 739 code for a protein of 189 amino acids. The transcript has 3 exons.
ACUAAGCUAAGCUAAAGCCAAAGCGCAAUUUGCAUUGCACGGAACCCCUGUAUUUAGACUUUAGAUUGUGACCAGAGGCCGAGAGCUUAUCUCCAUAGUAAAUCCUCAAGCUUUCUUAUCCAGACACUGAAAAACCGAGAUUUCUGUCUAGAGUUUCAUUUCGUUAGAGAUGAACGGCGGCGAUGCUUACGGUGCUGUGGAGGCACAGUACAUACGUAGACACCAUAGACACCAGCCUAGAGAGAACCAGUGCACUUCUGCUCUUGUCAAGCACAUUAAAGCUCCUGUUCAUCUUGUGUGGUCACUGGUGAGGCGAUUCGAUCAGCCACAGAAAUACAAGCCAUUUGUGAGUAGGUGCGUUGUAAAUGGGGAGAGUGGGGAGCCUGGGAUUGGAAGUGUCAGGGAAGUCAAUGUUAAAUCUGGACUUCCCGCUACCACUAGCACCGAGAGGCUGGAACUCCUUGAUGAUGAGGAGCACAUUCUUGGAAUCAAGAUUGUUGGUGGUGAUCAUAGGCUUAAGAACUACUCGUCUAUCAUGACUGUCCAUCCAGAGAUUGUUGAUGGAAGGCCUGGAACGUUGGUCAUAGAGUCGUUUGUGGUGGAUGUGCCUGAUGGGAACACCAAGGAUGAGACAUGUUACUUUGUGAAGGCACUCAUCAAGUGCAAUCUCAAAUCUCUGGCUGAUGUCUCUGAGAGGAUGGCAGUGCAGGACCGAGUUGAACCCAUCAACCGGUUCUGAAUAGGUGGUUUCUGAAUAUGUGAUGAUGGUCUAUUAGGAUGGCUGUUCCUUUCGAGGGUUCUAAUUCCAGGGGCUUUUUAGAGAUUGAUGGGAGUACUCCACUAUUCCCAGAAGUUUUGCGUGCAAUGCUGGAUUUGCUUUUUCACCUCAUGCAGACCCUUUCUGCCUGCUUUUGCUUUGUUUGAUUUGCCUCUGAACAUCCAAGUUAGGAUUACCCUUGCUUUAGUAAUUAGGGCCUUGGACAAGUACUCUCAAAAAAGUCCUAUGAAUGGGAAAAGAUCGGCUCUAUUUCGCUGUUGCUAUUACUAGCAUCUGCAUGGUGUUGUGUAAAUUAAUUACAAUGACAGUAUCUGUAAAUAUCCAUGUAACACAGUUGCCGCGGGGAUUUAGGAAGAACUUGAAAUAGCAGUGCUUUGUUAAUUUUAA